Messenger RNA from Rubroshorea leprosula, 1592 nucleotides. NCBI's taxonomy places the organism in Eukaryota, Viridiplantae, Streptophyta, Magnoliopsida, Malvales, Dipterocarpaceae. The record is from the annotation of a GenBank genome assembly.
AUUCUCUCUCCGCAACUCUACGUCCCAUGGAAGACGACAACGAUGAUUUCUUCGUAAAUUCGUCCGGUAACUUUAGUCCCUCUAGUCCAGCGGAUGAAGACGACAACAAAGAUUUCUUCGUAAAUUCGCCCAGUAACUUUAGUCCCUAUAGUCCAGCGAAUGAAGAAAGGGAAAAUCAAAGCAACAACAAUCUUUAUCAUUCACCUAGGCCUUACGAAAUUCCUCAUCGAAAUCGAUACCAUUCCCCAAGACGCAAAACUCACAAAGAAGAUCGAAUCAGCUCCUUACCGGACUCCCUCAUCCACCAUAUCCUCUCAUUUUUACUGGCCAAAGAAACCGUUAAGACCGGUGUUUUGUCUAAGAGAUGGAUGUAUUUAUGGACCUCUAUUCCCAAUCUUACCUUCCGUUGUCCCUAUUAUACUUCAACUCAUUAUGGGUUUUUGGAGUUUGUGGAUAAAACCCUAUUUUUCUACUCCUCUAGCAAGAUCGAGAAAUUCGUGCUCGAUUUUAUAUACAAGAGUUCUUCGGCCGCUUUAAUCCACAAGUGGCUUCGUUGGGUUGCCAGGCAUGAUGCAAGUAUUCAUAGUGGUCCGUGGAGUAGAUUGGAGAGAUUGGUGUUAAAAGAAAUGGCCAAUCCCGAAGAUGGAGACGAUGGUAUGAUUGAAAUUUCAUGUCCUAGUCUGAAAUCAAUCGAAAUUUCAGGAUCUUGGGGGAGCAAGAAAUGUAGGUUGUUGAAUGUAUCAUCGUUAAUCCAUGUCUGCCUUAAUUUUGAAGUUGACAUUGCCUCGGAGGAGUACUUUGACAUGAUGAAGCAGCUGCUCGAGAACAUUAGGCAUGCCAAGCAAAUUACUCUUGGCACUUGGUGUAUCCAAGUUCUAUCGGUAUUAGAGUUCAGAGGAUUGCCUUCUCCUAUGUCCUUAAGCAGUUGUAAACGUUUAAUUCUAGAUACAGAUUUUAACUGCUGGGAUACCUUUGGGGUGGCAAGCUUGCUUCAUUCUUUACCAACUCUACAGAACCUAGUCAUUGACUUGACAAAUAAUCGCAACGGAGAGGAUGUGGAUUCCUCCGACUAUCCAGAAUUUCGUGACUAUUUUGGAGAGAAUUAUUGGAAAUCAGAAGACUGGAUUUCCAGUUGCCUGCUCAGGCAUCUAAAGACCGUUGAGAUUGUUGGCCUUGACCUGUACAACGAAGUCCUUGAAAAUGAUCUUCUUGCAUUUGUACGGUUUCUGCUCGGAAAUGCAAGGGAAUGGCCUAACAGUUUUCUUCCACUCAACUAUCAAGAAACAGUGGACGAAACUUUCCAUGGCUUGUUUGAGCAUCUAAAGACCAUUGAGAUUGGCCUUAGACCCUUUGAUGAUAUGAACCGAAUGAUCUUGCAUUAGUAGGGUUUCUACUCGAGAAUGCGAGGGUGGUGGAGGAGAUGAUUAUAGACUUUGGAUGUAAGGUUUCAAAGUAUCGUUCCCCUGAAAAGGCCGUACUUUUUUAAGUGACUCAAAAAUUGCCAAGGUUUCCAAAAUGCUCACCUCAAGCGGUAGUUCUUAUCCGUUAGUUUGUAUGUUUCCUUUCCUUUCAACUAAAUCUAGUAAUUAUGU